Messenger RNA from Penicillium verrucosum, 300 nucleotides. RefSeq lists its product as uncharacterized. Gene Ontology annotation, molecular function: electron transfer activity; heme binding. The record is from RefSeq and is a predicted model, not a curated record. The coding region runs from base 1 to 300 and encodes 99 amino acids. The transcript is spliced from 2 exons. Gene Ontology annotation, biological process: mitochondrial electron transport, ubiquinol to cytochrome c. NCBI's taxonomy places the organism in Eukaryota, Fungi, Ascomycota, Eurotiomycetes, Eurotiales, Aspergillaceae.
AUGAACUUCAACCCUUACUUCCCCGGUACCGGUAUUGCUAUGGCCCGUGUCCUGUUCGACGGUGUUGUCGAGUACGAGGACGGUACCCCCGCCACCACCUCCCAGAUGGCCAAGGAUGUCGUCGAGUUCCUGAACUGGUCCGCCGAGCCCGAGAUGGACGAGCGCAAGAAGAUGGGUGUCAAGUCCGUUGCCCUCCUGACCGGUCUUUUCGCCAUCUCCGUCUGGGUCAAGCGCUACAAGUGGGCCCCUCUCAAGACCCGCAAGAUCGUGUACAGCCCCCCGAUCGGCCCCCGCCGUUAA